AUGCCGGCUGAGCUCCCCACAUCUUCCUUGAGUGGAUUUUUUAAGCCGCCAUUUCUCAUUCUGCUCACAAAUAAUGGUCUACUUUCGAAGCAGGAUGACGUAUUCCGAGUGAACUGUGUCGACUGUCUGGAUCGAACCAACCUCGUGCAGAGCGUCUUCGGCAGUCUCGUAAUUGAAACGCAGUUGCGAAAGUUGGGCCUGUUGUCAAUUGACGAGGAUCUGCCCCUCAUGUUCCAUCGCAUGUUGCAGGGCCUGUGGGCAAACAAUGGUGAUGCGUUGAGUCGGCAGUACACUGGCACGGUGGCUAUGAAGGGCGAUUUCACACGCACGGGGGCGCGCACAAUGAACGGUCUCAUGCGGGAUGGGGUCUCCUCCGUUAACCGAUAUUAUCACCGGUUCGGCGAAAUACGGCGGCAGGCCGCCAUCGACUUUAUUCUCGGCCACACUACCAGCCCAGAGUUGAAUUUCAUACAGAGUUGUUCCCUGCCCGAAGCGCUUGCGCCUACUGUAAGUGAGUUUGAUUAA
Messenger RNA from Dibothriocephalus latus, 525 nucleotides. The record is from the annotation of a GenBank genome assembly. NCBI's taxonomy places the organism in Eukaryota, Metazoa, Platyhelminthes, Cestoda, Diphyllobothriidea, Diphyllobothriidae.